AUGGCUUGGGAUGCAUGCGUCGAUCUUGGCACAAUCAAGGUCUCGAGUGAUCCAGACGCGAAGUUUAUGCUUGCCGUCCGGACUUCGGCAUCACUGUCUUUGCCAGAUGACCAAGAAGACAUCUCAGCAGCCGAGCUGCGCCAUCUAGUCAGAUCUGGGUCCAUAUGGGUCACUCGAGGUGCGCCCUGCGAGUUCCAGCUGAGUAUCGGCUUUGCGAGCCCUCUCGACGGCGGCUUGCAAGAGGAUCUGGAACAUGUCAUCAUCCGAGCUCUCGAGUCUCUUUCUAACGCAGUCGAGGACAAGAUCCAGGUCGAAGAAAUGGCCAGAUCCGAAGCGACGAGGAUCACGACUCUGCCACCGCAUACCCAACAAUUCCGAGAUUUUCGAAGAAAUCCUCCACGGAAAGCUCGAGGAGCCACCAGAGACCAGCGAGAUAUUCCAAUAUACGACCUUGGAUCGAACCUCCAGAAGGAUAAGCUGGGGUCUCUGACGCACGCAGCGUUAAGUCUAUUGCUCGGCUCCAGGAAAAGAUUUGAUGGUAUUCGUUGCAUAAGGCCAAGGGAUUGCGUGACGCUCCUUGAUAUCGCUCCAGCUGUUUGGAGUGCCCACUACUUUCAGGAAAUUGCGGCCCGGGUCCAGUUGGCACCUCUGAUCUCGUCAGCCCUUGGGAAUAUGCUCAACUCGAAAUCGACCCGACUUCGACAGAUAGUGCAGACUCUGGCAUCUGAUCCCAUAGCAGAGCUUCGCAAAAAGACGCUGCUACUCAUUCUGCGGUCUACACCUGCGCGUAUCCCCAAUACUCACCAACCCGAGCGCAUACAGAGCAACGAUCUCCCACGAGGCUCUUUUGAGGUGGCAAUACUCGACAGCCAAGCAUGCGAAGGUUCAAUUCUGCUCCGGACAGAGCCUACUUCAGCAGUCGAGACACACGGAGGCGUAAACGCCACUCGAGCCAGGUCCAAGCCGAUAUCAAGCUCACGGCCCAAGCUGAAGGUCGCAGAUCGCCCCGAGUGGGCAUUCACUCUCAAGGAUGGGCGAGACGACAACCGCAAGAGCUCAUUGGCCCGAGCGUAG
Molecule: messenger RNA, 1074 nt
Organism: Cryphonectria parasitica EP155
Lineage: Eukaryota; Fungi; Ascomycota; Sordariomycetes; Diaporthales; Cryphonectriaceae
Exons: 4
Coding region: 1-1074 (357 amino acids)
Source: RefSeq, a predicted model, not a curated record